GUCGGGCUGACAUAGAUUCAAUAAUCGGGCUGCAGCAGGAGCAGGAUUUAAAAAGUUGCCGUGGCCGUGGUGGUUCUUUUAGCGUCAGCUAGCUAGUAGCUAGUUAUUAUUCUAUGGCUCCAGCGAAUACUGUCUCGAUGUCCCUUUUCUUAUAGCGUUAGCUUUAUUUUCCUAUUUCCUAUGUUACAUAUUAAAAUCAAGAUCUCGGUUACAAUGCUGUUCUAUCAAAUCUGAGACAUGGCUCAACAUCGAACUCUUCAUGUUCCUAUCAUCCAUCAAGAUCUAAGGCCGGAAGAAACAAUUGUGCAAAUAGCUAAUGCCUUAGACCAUUUGACCUUUGCGACUCAUCAAGUUUUAAGACAUAUUGAAAAUAGUACUGCCCGUCGCACCAAAAUAUUAGCUGAAUUGAAUCGAAGAGGUGAAGUGGUCCGAGCUAAAGUCGUUAAACUUGCCUCCACCAAUAGCAAGGCAACUAUAGUGUUUUCCAGUGCCAAGUAUCCGGCUGCUAAUGUGCAUCAAGAUUACAGUUUUUCUUUCAAUCCACCACCACACCCUAAGUCCAAGUGCAACUCCAAAGUGAAGUACCGCAGUAAACCGCUUUUGACACUGUCAGAUGAUUUUUCUGAGAAGUUGAAAUUUUAUCAUGUCAAAGUCAGUGGUAAACUUCUUCGCAAGAAUGUGGAUAUAGCACUUGAAGAGGGUUUGGGCAGUCUUCCUCCCAACUUAUACGACGUCAGCUCAUUACUUUUGUUCAACACUGCUGAGAAUUUGUACAAAAAAUAUGUUAUGCGGGAUCCACUUGGAGUAGCAUCGAAAAUGCGUUUGUUGAUUGAAGAGGAUGAGAGGAAAGAGGAACUUGAUGCUGCACCUUCAUCUAUUUCUGGAGGUGAUCAAGCCAAUCUGAAAGUUGCUACAAACUACUUUUAUGCACCAACUCUGAAGGAAGUUCCUGAAAUAGACGUUCCUUUGGAUCUGCCUGACUUACCUGGCAUUGCAGAUGACUUGCGCUACAACUUUGACACUGGGUCCAUUACUUCACCCUCUCAACCGGACACGCCAGCAGUUGUUGAGCUUCCUUCUCUGCCAGACAUGAAGACCUCCACAGAGACUGUCAGUUCCCAAAACACUUCUCCGUUACUUCCUCCUGCGCCUGUAUUUGAGCCCUCUCUUCCGCCACCUCCGCCACUGCCGCCUCCUUUACCGGUCUUAGUCGACGGAGAUACAGGCAUCGUCUCAGUUGCAGCUCCCUCUUUGAGACCUAGUGUUGUAGCCUCCAGCAUGGAUGCUCAUGCAACUCUCAUGGAAGCCAUCCGAAAAGCAGGCGGGUCAGGAAAAGCACACCUACGGUCUGCUGCCGAUCGGAAAAUUGAAGCCAAGAGACAGAAACAGGAAGAAAGAGAGAUCGGACCAGCCGGAGGAACUUUGAUUGCAGACCUCUAUAGAACUUUGCAAAUGCGCAGGAAGGGUAUAUCAGGAAAAAUCAGUGAAAGAGCUUCUCAAGUGCAGUCACUAGCUCCGCCACCCAGACUGAUGGAGUCAGAAACUGAAGACGACGAAGAUGAUGAUGACGACCAGAACGAAUGGGAUGACUAAUGAUGAAUCACCUCUAAUUUUUGUGAUCAUUCCAAUCAUGACAUGUUAGUCACGCUUACAGCAAACAGUAGUUUCAGAAAUUUUUAGGAUGUUUAAUAGAUGAUUGGUUUCCUCUCUCGCACUAA
Molecule: messenger RNA, 1718 nt
Organism: Bemisia tabaci
Lineage: Eukaryota; Metazoa; Arthropoda; Insecta; Hemiptera; Aleyrodidae
Gene: wash
Product: WASH complex subunit washout
Biological process (GO): exocytosis; endocytic recycling; Arp2/3 complex-mediated actin nucleation
Cellular component (GO): early endosome; WASH complex; recycling endosome
Molecular function (GO): gamma-tubulin binding; alpha-tubulin binding
Source: RefSeq, a predicted model, not a curated record